AUGUUAAAUGACCGUGCUCAAACGCCGACUACACAAGAACAACAGACAUUGUAUAACGAAUUCAUUCUAAUGUACGGUACACAUUAUAUCUCUCGAGCUAUUGUGGGUGGAAGAGCUAAUAUCUAUACAUUUAUGAACAAAGAUUAUGUCAAGAAAUAUUCUCGGGAAGAGCUCAAUGAACAAUUAGGAUGGAGCGUUCAAAUAUCUGGAUAUGAAGAACUGCUCAAUGAUUUAUUUGGUCCAGAUGAUCCUUAUCCGCCAACACAGCCCCGUACCCCUAUACCUUAUAGUAAUUACAAAAUCUUACCGUCUCGUGGUACCAACAGAAGCCCGUCCCCUCGUGGUAGGCGACACGUAAACGAGGAAACAACAACUGAGUUUCGGGAGAAUUCAUACAGCCGAAGUGAUUAUCUCCCUUCAGUUAAAAGUCACGGUGACUCUCAAUCGACUUGGAGCACUUGGUUAGCUAAUGUCGCCAAACAACCAGUUGUCAUAAACCGAACAGUGUCAUUAAUAUCAAAUUUACUAUAUAAAUAUCCACAAGUCCAAAAGCAUUUACGUUUAACGAUUGAUUAUUAUAUUAAAAAUGGAAAGCUGCCAACUUUGUUUCAGUUAACGUGGGGAAGAACAUCAAAGUCACUGCCAUUAUCUUUGUCAUCAACAGUAGGACCCAUUCCAGGGUUAGAUGUCGUCGGGUGUGGAUAUGAUAUUUUUGCUUUAGAGACAAAAUUGUGUUUAUUAGAUAAAACAAACAUGACCGAACAGGAACAGUACACGGAUCCACUAAAUUCUACAAGAACCUAUUCACUACCAAAUGGAUACUUUGCUAUCAAUACACCACGAUCGUUUUCGAUAGAUGGUACCAUACUCAUCACGUCUGUCGAAGGUUACUUUCGUAGUACGCGAUCUGUAAGCGAAACAAGCAAUCCUGGCUUUUUCGGUUUGGGUGCAAGUUAUCAACGAACAGAAACCAGAUCACUGUACCGACGUUUUUAUCAAGAAUAUUAUAAUUUAGCGUUAACACUAAAACAAAUAAUGUGGUAUACAUUAUCUGUAACCACAUAUCCUUAUCCGAAACUAAAUUCUGUUGCAAAACUAGCUUUUGCACAGCUUCCAUCAGAG
Messenger RNA from Didymodactylos carnosus, 1122 nucleotides. Lineage: Eukaryota; Metazoa; Rotifera; Eurotatoria; Philodinida; Philodinidae. The record is from the annotation of a GenBank genome assembly.